AUGAGCACCAACGACGAUAACAAGGGCAUCUCAGAGGUCAAGGGCGACGGCGCCCACAUCGACCAUGCCUACGAUGUCGAGGCAAAGAAGGAGAUGGCCGCUGACAUGCAGGGCGCCAUCGACGCCGAGAACGCGGAGCACAACAUGACUGUUCUCGAGGCCGUUAGAGCGUAUCCCGCUGCCUCUCUCUGGGCCUUCAACAUGUCUUGCACAAUUAUCAUGGAGGCUUACUGUGUUUUCCUCAUCGGUAACUUCAUCGCCCUCCCCGCUUUCGCCGACAGAUACGGUAUCUGGAGUGACACCAAGGGCAAAUAUGUUAUCGAGACAAAGUGGCAGUCUGCUCUCCAGGUCGGUGGCCCCAUUGGCGCCAUCAUCGGUGUCACCAUCGCCGGUCCCAUCACCAGCCGUAUCGGAUACCGAUGGGCUACCAUCCUGGGUCUCAUGCUCCUCAACGCCUUCAUCUUCAUCUUCUACUUUGCCGACUCUCUGCCCGUCAUGCUCGUCGCUCAGCUCCUUGAGGGUAUUCCCUGGGGUAUUUUCAUCGCCAAUUCUCCCGCCUACUGUUCCGAGAUCGUGCCUCUCCAGCUUCGAGCUCCUGCUACGCAGAUGCUUCAGAUGUUCUGGGCCAUUGGUGCGAUUAUCGUCGGUGCUGUGGCUUAUCGCUACAAUGAUCUUCACGAGCAGGCUGCUUUCCGUGUGCCUAUCGCUCUUCAGUGGAUGUUCCCCACUCCCCUUGCCAUCCUCAUCUUCCUCUCCCCCGAGUCUCCCUGGUGGCUUGUCCGAAAGGGUCGUCUUGAAGAGGCUGCCAAGGCCGUUAGACGUCUCGGACGUUCUACCCACGUCGACAACGCUCAGGAGGCUAUUGCCAUGAUGAGGCGUACCAUUGAUCUCGAGAAGACCGUCAAAGAGCCCAGCUUCAUUGAGCUGUUCCAGGGCACUGAUGCUUACCGUACUGCCAUCGUUUGCUGCGUUUACGCCGCUCAGAACCUUACUGGUAACCUGAUCGCUAACCAGGCUGUCUACUUCUUCGAGCAGGCCGGUAUGCCUAACAAGACCGCUUUCGCUAUGGGUCUCAUCACCUCCGCCCUCCAGACCGUCUUCGUCAUGCUUUCUUGGAUUCUCACCAGCUACUUCGGUCGUCGAUCCAUCUACCUCUGGGGCUCUCUUGGAAACACUGUCCUCCUGGUCGCUCUUGGUAUCGCCGCCACUGUCGGUGAUGUCAAGUCCACCGUCAACUCCAACACCCAGGCUGCCCUCGGUCUCAUUGUCUCCGUCCUCUUCACCCUCGGACCCGCUCCGGCCUCUUGGGUCAUCAUCGGAGAAACCUCCGCUAUUCGUCUUCGACCUCUCACCACUGGUGUCGGCCGUGGCUGCUACUACCUCGUCAACAUCCCCUGUAUCUUCCUCUCCUCUUGGAUGCUUAACCCCACUGGCGCCAACCUCGGUGGCAAGUGCGGUUAUGUCUGGGCUGGUACCGGUUUCGUCUGCUUGGUCAUGGCAUACAUCUGGCUUCCUGAGAUGAAGAACCGAUCUUACCGAGAGAUCGACAUUCUCUUCAAGCGCAAGGUCCAGGCCCGCAAGUGGAAGAAGACCGUCAUCGACGUCCACGACGACGAGUAG
This is a messenger RNA of Fusarium proliferatum ET1, 1620 nucleotides long. RefSeq lists its product as uncharacterized. The record is from RefSeq and is a predicted model, not a curated record. Gene Ontology annotation, cellular component: membrane. Gene Ontology annotation, molecular function: carbohydrate:proton symporter activity. NCBI's taxonomy places the organism in Eukaryota, Fungi, Ascomycota, Sordariomycetes, Hypocreales, Nectriaceae. The transcript is spliced from 5 exons. Gene Ontology annotation, biological process: transmembrane transport; carbohydrate transport. Bases 1 to 1620 code for a protein of 539 amino acids.